Messenger RNA from Dermochelys coriacea (leatherback sea turtle), 5977 nucleotides. RefSeq names its product myosin ID (gene MYO1D). Lineage: Eukaryota; Metazoa; Chordata; Testudines; Dermochelyidae. Gene Ontology annotation, molecular function: actin filament binding; ATP binding; microfilament motor activity. Gene Ontology annotation, biological process: actin filament organization; vesicle transport along actin filament. The transcript is spliced from 22 exons. Gene Ontology annotation, cellular component: microvillus; myosin complex; actin cytoskeleton. The record is from RefSeq and is a predicted model, not a curated record. The coding region runs from base 108 to 3128 and encodes 1006 amino acids.
ACCCCGGGCAGGCCCCGCCCGCUCCUGGCGGGCUCCGCGCGCCCCAGGUGAGGCGAGGCGGGGCGGGCGCUCGGCGGGGCUGAGGCGACGCUCGGGAGCCCGGCGCCAUGGCGGAGCUGGAGAGCCUGGAGUUCGGCAAGGCGGACUUCGUGCUGCUGGACUCGGUCUCCAUGCCUGAGUUCAUGGCCAACCUGCGGCUGCGGUUUGAUAAGGGACGGAUCUACACAUUUAUCGGUGAAGUGGUGGUUUCUGUGAACCCUUACAAAAACUUGAACAUUUAUGGUCGUGACAUGAUUGAGCAGUACAAAGGACGGGAGUUAUAUGAGAGGCCCCCUCAUCUCUUUGCAAUUGCUGACGCUGCUUACAAGGCCAUGAAGAGACGAUCAAAAGAUACCUGCAUUGUAAUAUCAGGUGAGAGUGGGGCUGGGAAAACUGAGGCCAGUAAAUACAUUAUGCAGUACAUAGCAGCCAUCACCAAUCCCAGUCAGAGAGCGGAGAUUGAAAGAGUGAAGAACAUGUUGUUGAAAUCCAACUGCGUGUUAGAGGCCUUCGGCAAUGCCAAAACCAACCGUAAUGACAAUUCCAGCAGAUUUGGAAAAUACAUGGAUAUCAACUUUGAUUUCAAAGGAGACCCCAUAGGUGGACAUAUCAAUAACUAUUUGCUAGAAAAGUCCCGAGUGAUUGUGCAGCAGCCAGGAGAACGAAGCUUUCACUCUUUUUAUCAGCUUCUCCAGGGAGGUUCUGAUCAGAUACUACGCUCUCUACAUCUUCAGAAAAAUUUCUCUGCAUACAACUAUAUCCGGGCCGGAGGGCAGUUAAAGUGUUCCAUCAAUGAUGGUGCAGAGUUCAAAGCAGUGGCAGAUGCUAUGAAAGUGAUAGGCUUCAAACCAGAGGAAGUUCAAACUGUCUACAAAAUUUUGGCUUCCAUUCUUCACUUGGGGAAUUUGAAGUUUUCAAUGGAUGGCGACACGCCUGUGAUUGAAAAUGGCAAGGUUGUGUCGGUCAUUGCAGACUUGCUGUCAACAAAGUCUGACAUGGUGGAGAAGGCCCUGCUUUUUCGAACUGUAGCUACAGGCCGGGAUGUCAUUGACAAGCAGCACACAGAGCAGGAAGCCACGUAUGGCAGAGAUGCUUUUGCAAAGGCUAUAUAUGAGCGCCUUUUCUGUUGGAUUGUCACACAUAUCAAUGACAUCAUUGAGGUGAAGAACUAUGACACCACAAUCCAUGGGAAAAACACAGUCAUUGGAGUCCUGGAUAUUUAUGGCUUUGAGAUCUUCGACAACAACAGUUUUGAACAGUUCUGCAUUAAUUACUGCAAUGAAAAGCUGCAGCAGCUUUUUAUUCAGCUAGUUCUAAAGCAAGAACAGGAGGAGUACCAGCGAGAGGGGAUUCCCUGGGAUCAUAUUGAUUAUUUCAACAACCAAAUCAUUGUGGAUCUGGUGGAACAGCAGCACAAAGGGAUCAUUGCCAUUCUGGAUGAUGCCUGCAUGAAUGUUGGAAAAGUCACCGAUGAGAUGUUCCUUGAAGCACUAAAUAACAAACUGGGGAAACAUGCUCAUUUCUCCAGCAGAAAGCUUUGUGCAACAGACAAGAUCCUGGAGUUUGAUAGAGACUUUCGGAUUAAGCACUACGCAGGAGACGUUAUAUAUUCAGUCACAGGAUUUAUUGACAAAAACAAGGACACUUUAUUCCAAGACUUCAAACGCCUAAUGUAUAACAGCUCCAAUCCUGUGUUGAAGAUGAUGUGGCCUGAAGGUAAAUUGAGUAUCACAGAAGUGACCAAGCGACCCUUGACUGCUGCUACCCUUUUUAAGAACUCCAUGAUUGCACUAGUAGACAACUUGGCAUCUAAGGAGCCAUAUUAUGUCCGAUGCAUUAAGCCCAAUGAAAAAAAAUCAUCACAGCUGUUUGAUGAAGAACGUUGCAGGCAUCAAGUGGAAUACCUUGGACUUCUGGAGAAUGUCAGGGUCCGACGGGCAGGAUUUGCCUACCGCCAAACAUAUGAAAAGUUUCUUCACAGGUACAAGAUGAUCUCAGAAUUUACUUGGCCAAACCAUGACCUCUCUUCAGACAAAGAAGCUGUGAAGAAAUUGAUUGAGUGCUGUGGGUUUCAGCAUGAUGUAGCCUAUGGGAAGACCAAGAUUUUCAUACGGACUCCACGGACGCUCUUCACCUUGGAGGAUCUGCAUGCCAAGAUGCUUGUUAGAAUUGUCCUCUUCCUACAGAAGGUCUGGAGGGGCACACUAGCCCGCCUUCGGUAUAAGAGGACAAGGGCUGCCCUCACAAUAAUUAAGUACUACCGCCACUACAAAGUGAAGUCCUACAUCCGUGAGGUCACCCGGCGCUUCCACAGUGUGAGGUCCAUGCGGGAUUAUGGAAAGCAUGUGAAGUGGCCCAGCCCUCCAAAAGUGCUGCGCCGUUUCGAAGAAGCACUGCAGGCAAUUUAUCACAGGUGGAGAGCAAAUGUGCUCAUCAAGAGCAUCCCACCAGAAGAUCUGCCUCAGCUCAGGGCUAAGGUUGCUGCCAUGGAAUUGUUGAAGGGUCACAGAGCAGAUAUUGAGCUACAAAGAGCCUGGGAGGGUAACUAUAUUGCAUCGAAACCAGAUAACCCUCAGACCACAGGCUCUUUCAUCCUUAUUGCCAAUGAGUUGAAGAGGAAGGACAAGUACAUGAAUGUGCUCUUCUCAUGUCACGUCCGCAAGGUAAAUCGCUUUAAUAAAGUGGAGGACCGAGCAAUUUUUAUCACUGAUCGACACCUUUAUAAAAUGGACCCUAUGAAGCAGUAUAAGGUGAUGAAUACCAUCCCACUUUACAAUUUGACUGGAUUGAGUGUCUCCAAUGGAAAGGACCAACUUGUGGUCUUCCACACAAAGGAUAACAAAGACCUCAUUGUCUGCCUCUUCAACAGACAGCCAACUAAUGAAAGCAGAAUUGGAGAGCUGGUUGGAGUCCUGGCAAACCAUUUCAAGAGUGAGAAACGCCGUCUGCAAGUCAGUGUUACCAAUCCAGUCCAGUGCAGCAUGCAUGGUAGGAAAUGCAUGGUCUCUGUGGAAACCAGGAUCAACCAGACACAGCCAGACUUCACCAAGAAUCGUUCAGGUUUCAUUCUCUGUGUGCCAGGAAAUUAGCAUCCCCUCCACUAGAGCAGAGAGCCUUGAAAGGAGACAGACCCGGGCUUAGGUUGCCCUCCCUGUGCCUUGAACUUUUCAAGGGAAUUAAUUUAGAAAUGCUUAGCUCUGACUUGCAGUCAUGCACCUAAACAGAUCUCUAAAGCUAGAGGUUUAUCCAGCCCAAAUUCAAGAGAAAGUUUCUCUGCCACAUCCACUAGUGUUUAAAAUAGCCAAUCGGAUGUGCCCAGCUUAGCGGGCCUGGACUCAGGAAACUGCUUCUGAGCUAUUCGGUCGAGAGCAUUUACUUAUGGGCACUGCCACACCUGGCUUCCUCCCUUCCUCCUCACUCUUCUAACCCUCUCCCAUAUUCCCCUCUGAGUUUAUCUCCAUGUCUCAGUUUUACAAUAUUGUGCAGCCUCUGUUAGAGGGACCAAAGACUGGGGCUCGGAAAAGGAGUCCAGCAGUAACAUGACUUGAAUUGAAAAGGCCAAAUCUCCCUUAAGAAGGGAACCAUAUUUGCAAAGGGCUGGAUUCCCUUGAGGGAAGGCACAGAUCCCCCACUCCUCCCAGCCCCUCUUUGUCAGAGCUCAUGUGACUGUUGCAGGUACCUAUAAAUGCAUCUCUAAAAUAAGCCUGCUGCUUUUCCUGUAAGAAGUCUAUUGGCCUGUGAGGAGGGAGGGAGUGGGGAAGCUAUGCUAGCAUCAAGGAGGUGGAAUUAAAGAUGCGGAGGGCUUUAAACUGCCUUUGCUGUAUAGAGCAUAGCUGUUGGCUUUCCUAAGUGGUAACUGCUUCCUAAACCCUCCGGAUUCCCAGCCUACAUUCUCCUUGCAUGACCCAUGUGGUUUCUCAGCCCCAGCAACAUGGUGCAGUAUAGGCUGAGGUAAAUGCUGGCUGACCUCUCUGCAUGGUUGGAUUAAGGAGAGGUUUCCUUCCCAGGGUCUGUGCAGAGGCUCUAAAAACUUUGGGAGCUGUGGGCUGGGUGUCCUCAGACUCACCACUCCAAGUCUUGCACUAUGUGUACACUAACUCUGGGCAAUUCCGUCCAAGCAUAGAGGGAAAUCCACAAACCCUGUUCUUAAAUGGAGAGACUUCCUCUUCUGCAGCUGAAUAGAAACCCUCCUUAGCCAUGCAUUGGACACCUUCAGCACAAGCCAGUGGAGCCCCCUCUGUUCCUCUCUCUGGCCUUUCUGUUAGCAUCAUACUUAGCAGCUGGUGCGUAGCCUGCAUGUGUCUGGCCACCGUACCCUUGUGUUCCGUGCUCCAGCUGGUAAUAGGGCACUGGUUUCAAUAAAGUGCAGUCUUUACCAUCUCUCCAUUUUCCCCUCCAGAAUUACUAACCAGCUUUUUAUUUAAUGUCAGUGGAUUGUAUGUCAGGCUUCUACUGUGGUACUUCAAUGGGGGAGGCAGUGACAUUAUGGGGCUAUUGAAACUGUAGCUAUACAAUUCUGGCACUGCUGGUCAGGUCAGGAUUCCAGUCUUCCAUGCUGUACAAGGCCUGCCCGGGGGAACUGUCCCACUGAGCCCAUCUUAGGGACCUCCAGUCCCUGGCCUCAUUGUAGCAGUUGUUUAGCUCUCAGAUCUAUAUGUUUUAGCAGCCCAAAAAAAGCAGAGGGGGGGCCUGCAGAGGCACUUCCCCUAUUCAAGGGCAUGGUAGCAAUCCAGCUCCAUAGUGAAUACAAAGCCACCCUAUGGACAGAGGGGAGGGUAUGUGGGUCACAAGAGUGUCUCUGCCCAGCCACUGCUAGGGAGACUCUGAGGUUAAUUGGUAUCUGGAAUAGAGGAGAGAAGCUACAGAGCUGUGUUUAAUUAGGACAAGCUUAAUUUCCCAUUUUGUGUUUGCCAGAGUCCGUGUGGCAUAGCCCCUUCCUACGGUUGCUCCAUCCCUUCCCCUGAUGUACAUCGCACAAUUGCAGUGCAUGGCCUCUAGCCGGGACCCACCGAGAGCAGCCCUUUGUCAUUAAGGAGCAGAAGUCUCCAAAGCCAGCCUGUCGCCUGCUCACUCUCAUUGUUUGCUGUACUGGAUGGCAAGGAGAGGUCCUGCAGCCUGGGAUUCUCGUGGCCUUUUUGGAUUCCCCCCCCCCCCCCCCCGCCUUUGGGAAGACGCAAUUAUGGCUGUUGGCCAAUGCAGGUUAACUGUUGGCGGCUGCUUUACCAGGGCCUAAAACCCCUAGAGCAAUAAGGAGCGUGGAAGCGACUACCCAGCCAAGCAAUUGCUCCUACUCGUACGCACGCGCAGAUAGGUUAUCAAUAAGGGGCCUUUACCUCUCAUUCUGCUUAUUCCCUGGCUUUCGCAGUUCCUCAGCAGGAGAAUGCCAGUUCUCAAGCUGUCUUGUAGUUUGUGCUAGGAAGGAAGAUUUGAUUUGUCACUAAUCUCUAUAAAGCAGUAGAAGAAAAGGGGAGCCCCCCCCCAGCCGCUGUGCCUUUCCAUUUGCACUUUGAUUUUUUAUGUAAUUGCCCAAGUGCCUUCCCAGUAUCACUAGUGUAGUAGCCACGUUAGUGGGAAGAGUUUUAAUUAGCACUUUCGUACAGUAUCCCUCCGACGAAAUGGUUGUAUAGUAUCAUGAUGGAUGUGUUUAGGAAAUCUCAAACAGUGCGAGGUGGGGAUAUUGUAUGUGAUGAAGUAUGUGUCUUUAUUAAAUGAAAUACAUUAUUUGUGCCUGUUCUGGUUUAUAUAUAUAAUCCUGUUUUUCCCAUAAAUUAAUUAUUUCUAAAUUGUAUUCUGAUUUUAAGCCUGGGGCAAUAAUGCAAUGAACCUUUUUUAAGUAGUUGAUACUGUAAGAUAUUAAAGGAAAAAGCCCUGCUAUUAUGAAAUUGGGGUUUUUUGUUUACAUAAUUCAAAGUAAUAAAUAAAAGCACUAUUAGUUGCA